This is a messenger RNA of Sitodiplosis mosellana (orange wheat blossom midge), 2608 nucleotides long. RefSeq lists its product as uncharacterized. The transcript has 6 exons. The coding region runs from base 270 to 1334 and encodes 354 amino acids. The record is from RefSeq and is a predicted model, not a curated record. Lineage: Eukaryota; Metazoa; Arthropoda; Insecta; Diptera; Cecidomyiidae.
GUGAGAAACGUUUCACUUGAACGGUCAUAGAAAACCCAGCUGGAUUAGAAUCUGAUACGCAAUAACCGUAAUUCAGUCACAAAGAAAUUCAUUUGUUGUCGACCAUUUUUCUAAUUAACUUAUUAAAAUUUGUGCUUUUUUCCCAUUGGAUUCUAUUUUUUUUGAUCUGAUGCAAGAAGAAGAUAAUUGUUAUUUUCAGUGAAUUACGGGACAGUGAGACAUCGGUGAUUUUGAUUUUGGUUUUUUUUUUUUCUGCGAAAAAAUACAAAAUGUCAUUACAAAGGAUGGCAAUUAUAUCAGCCGUUAGCUCUCACGGAAUGAUGCGCAAUCGAACAAUUUAUUAUGAGCGCCAGCAAAAUGAAACCAAUUUCGACCGUGGUAUUAAUCUGCAGCAACAUUUCAACGUUUUUAUUGGAGGCGCAUUUCUAUCAUUUGCGAUCACGUUGUUGUGUGUGGUGUGCUACUGCUUCAACAAGAUUAUUAACAAAAAUUCAAUGGCACUUUAUCGACGGCAUUUAAUGGAAGCAGCAAACAAUCAAAACGUUGAUAUUUACACCGUUGAACAGUUUUAUGGAGAAACGGAAGCACAUGCACCGCUAUGCGAAACGCAAUCAGCCCAGAGUGUUUUACCACCGUCGUAUGAGGAUGUGAUGGCUGCCGAAAAAGCCAUUUUAAAGAAGUACGCAAAAAUAUGCACAUCGACUAAAUGUUGCGAACACUCGCAAUUGAACCGAUCAUCAAAUCCGGAACAGUCACCAACCGAUAGCGCGCACAUUGUUGAGAGCCCUAGAGAGAAUCCAAUGACCGACGAUGUUAACGCAAAACCAGAUGCGAAUAAUCAGCCAACUGAUUCAAACAUUUACGAUGAUAAUGGCAAUGAAGUCGCUGGCUGCCAAGAGCCUCCUUCGACCUGCUGCAUUCUGGCUCAUACAAGCAAUGAAAAUACUUGCUGCCGUGUGCUAAAGGAUUGUAGCUGUGUCGACAAUUGUUUGGAACAUUGCAACAGUGUUGGUAACAAUAUCACAAACACUAGCGCAAAUACAACGUCUACUCCGGGAGAAGUAGAAGAAGUGAAUGGCAACAACUUAACCACUUCAACGGAUGAGAAUAAUACUUUGGACACCAAUAAUAAUACAGAAAGGUAUGGGUAUGGAAUGGAAACACGAUCUGACCAAUGUCAAUGUACGCAUCAACGAUGUCAGGAUUCACCCGUCGAAUUUGAUGUUCUCAGCGACAACGGCAUCGUUCGAAUGGACAUGAGCAAAAUCAUCGACAGAACGGGUUUACCUUCAUAUGACGCAGCAAUCAAAUUAGAAUCAUUCGGAUACGUAUGAAAUGCAGAACAAAAGUCAAAGCAAAUCCCAAAUUAAAAUGAUGUAACCAACCAUGACUGAACAUAACUAAUUUCUUACUCUUUGACUAACUCUCAGUCUGACUACUGACUGGUUAAAAAUGAUUAUAUCGAGAAAACUGUAGUUAAUUUUUUAUAAUUGGUUUUUUUUUUUGAGUCAAAAAUUUUGACUGAAAUUGUCUAUUAACUACAGUUGUCUAUUUCGUUCGUGACAAUCAUUUUAGCCAGUCAAAAUGUCCCAAAUUAGUUAUGUUCAGUCAUGGUUAGCUACAAGACUUUAAUGCGAAAAGUCACAUAUGAAUGUCCGAGAAUGAAAACGCAACUUCUAUUCACAACACAUAUAAGUGAAACAAAAAUAAAAAAUUUAUUGAAAUGAAACAACAAAAUCGAAUUUUUUCAAAGUGUAAUAACAAAAAAGAUUUUUUUAAAGUGUAACAUCGUUAUGUUGUUACACUUACUACAUACCGAUGUUACACUUUGAAAAAAUCUUUUUUGUUGUUACACUUUGAAAAAAUUCGAUUUUGUUGUUUCAUUUCAAUAAAAAUUUUAUUUUUGUUUCACUUAUAUGUGUUGUGAAUAGAAGUUGCGUUUUCAUUCUCGGACAUUCAUAUAUUCAAAUGCAAUCAUGUGCAUGAAUGCGGUCGAAAUGUUCUAUAGAUUGUAAGGCAUAUUUGAUUGCACUGAUGACCAUAAUACAGGCGAUGCUUUAAACGUGCCUUUGAUACACAUUAGUAAUUAAUACUUACAAAUAGUUUAAAACGCCCACAUUUGACUGUAAUAUUUUCUUUUACUUAUGUGAUAGACGAGUUUUUUUUGCUUUCAAAAUCUACCCAAUUUUUGAUCUCAGAAUCUACUCAAGUGCAAGUUUCUGGACAGUUCUAUUUAACGAUGGAAACAACAUCUAUUGAGUCAGCCGAUUGAUGUUGGACUGUCUCCAUACAAAACAAAAAUUUAAUCGACUUCGGUUAUAUUAGCACAGUUAGUUAGCCAUUUUCUGCACACGGGAUUUUUUAAAUACGACACAAAAAAAAAACAAAUGAAAAUUAUAUUUAUAGUGUAUUUAGAUAUUGAAAUACGGAUAUGCCCAUUUUGAAUGACAAUUCAAUAUUGCCAUUUCUUCGUUUCUAUUUCGAUAUCCCCGGAAACCGAACAUGGUACACCCUAUAUAAAAAAUAAAACUUUGAGUGUUGACUGAGUUAGAGAGAGGGAGAGAGAGAGAGAGAAAGUAUCCACAGAGGAGUGACAUAAUUACUCACG